UUAUUAGUAAUGCCUUGCGACCAUCCGUACGUCAUUAUUGUGCGUCUUGACUCUUUACACGAUAAACAUUCGUUUUGUCCACAUACUAGUGUUAGCAGCUGUUAAGCUAACGUGAGGCAUGGCACCUUUAAAACAAAAUGCAAAAAGUAAAGGUCCAAUUAGAGGAAAAUGUUUUAAUAACAAAUUCGCACAUGGUGGUUUAUCACACCACGCCAAAAGGAAAAGAAAAUGGGUUCCGGAGAACAAAGUUUUUGAUGGUAGUUUAAAAGAGGGUCAGGGGUUUGCUUUGAAAAGGAAGGAGAAAAUAAAACAUGAAUACAACAAACUUCUUCGAAUAGAGAGGAAAAAAAUGCAACCAUCAAAAAUCCAGUUAGAGGAGGAAUAUCCCGAGCAUCUGAGACAUCUAUACCUGGCGGAAAGAGAACGACUAGAUGAAGAAGAACAAGAAAAAAAGAAGAAAAGAUCUAAAGGGAGAGGAGUAGAUGAAGAAACAGAGGCAGACGAUGAACUAAAAACAGUGCUGGAUUCUCCUUUCACUGAGAAACACAUCUCAAACACGACGACUGACAAUACUACUGCCUCUGAUUCAGCUAAUGAACCAGCAGAGUCAGACAGCUCCCACAAGACUCCAUUCAUCCAAAGAAAGCAGAAGCAGAAAAUGUCAUCGUAUAAGAAGACAAAGCAAGAAUAUGAAAGGAUAAAGGAGGAACGUGCACGAAAAAGUGAGGAAUUCUUGAAAGACAAAGCUCAGCGAGAGGAGGCUCUGAAGAAAUACAAGGAGAAGAAAACGGCAACAUAUCAGUUGUUGAAAAGAAAAACCAAAAAGGGUCAGCCCAACCUUAACCUGCAUAUGGAGCUAUUGCUGCAAAAGAUUCAAGCUCAACGCAAAUAAUUCAGUAUCAUCCAUAAAAUUAGACUGUAAAGUUAAAAUGGACCAUUACACAAACUGUGCAGUUUGGGUGAGGUGUUUUUGUUUGUUUUUGUUAACUCAAGGAUGUGUAUACCUUUGUCUUUCCCUGUAAUAUUUCUAGUAAAUAAAAUAUUACAUUAUACUCUUCUUUAAGUUAAUUCAAGCUAACAGUAAUGAACUGAUGCUAUGACAGUAAGCUUAUGGAAAAACAUGAAGCUUUAUAAUAUAUAUUAUGUGGUAAAUCUAUUUUUAUCAUUAUAUUUAGGUAAAUAAUGCUGUCAGCAGCCUAAAAGUACAUACUUAAACAUUUAUAGCAUAACUUUCUUCUUUUCUCUAACCGCUCAUUUAAAAGUAAUUUUGUGACAUGAUGUUGGAAUGAUAUCUUUUGUUUAUUAGGUGAAAAGCAUUGAUAUCAAAAUAGAAAUAAAAGAACAAAUGCUAAAAUACAAAUUUGUUGAUACUGAAUUUUGCAAAGCAUGUAACUUUUCAUACAAAAAUAUUUAAAAUAACAUAAAAACAUAAGGCAUUGAUGCAUUAGUAGCAAUAUGAGAAGCUCCCAGGAGCUCCAGUAACUAAUAUGAUUUCAUGAACAGAGGCAGAGAGUGUAGCCAUUGAGUCAUAUGACCCCUCCCUCUUUAUUUGACUCCUCCUCCACAUCGUCAUAGUCUGUUUUU
Sinocyclocheilus anshuiensis is the source of this 1584-nucleotide messenger RNA. It is a transcript of the gene ccdc59, whose product is annotated as coiled-coil domain containing 59. The transcript is spliced from 4 exons. Lineage: Eukaryota; Metazoa; Chordata; Actinopteri; Cypriniformes; Cyprinidae. Gene Ontology annotation, cellular component: nucleus. The coding region runs from base 119 to 892 and encodes 257 amino acids. The record is from RefSeq and is a predicted model, not a curated record.